Hibiscus syriacus is the source of this 897-nucleotide messenger RNA. RefSeq names its product homeobox-leucine zipper protein HAT14-like. Gene Ontology annotation, biological process: regulation of DNA-templated transcription. The record is from RefSeq and is a predicted model, not a curated record. Gene Ontology annotation, molecular function: DNA-binding transcription factor activity, RNA polymerase II-specific; sequence-specific DNA binding. Gene Ontology annotation, cellular component: nucleus. Bases 1 to 780 code for a protein of 259 amino acids. The transcript has 4 exons. NCBI's taxonomy places the organism in Eukaryota, Viridiplantae, Streptophyta, Magnoliopsida, Malvales, Malvaceae.
AUGGAGUUAGCUUUGAGUUUGGGUUUGGGGUUUCUUGAGAAAUCCCCACAGAUAUCGAGAAGCAAGGAUCUAGGGUUUUGCAUGGGGCUUGGAGUUGGAGGUACUAAAUACGGAGAUGAAACAAGGGUUCCUUCGGAUCCACCUCUUCACCUUCGUUUUCCUUGCCUCACUGAAAAUCAUGGAGACGGCCGAGGGUUAGACGUGAACCUGUUGCCACUGGCGGUUACGGAGGAAUCCGAGGAAGGAGCGGCGGUUUCAUCUCCGAACAGCACGGUGUCGUCAUUUCAAAUGGAUUUCGGGAUUAGAAAUGGGAGUAACACUAACAGAGGGAAGAGAGACCUAAAAGGCGUUGAAGCUGAAAGAGCGAGUGAUGAAGAUGACGAGUUGAACGGGUCAACUAGGAAGAAACUCAGGCUCUCUAAAGAACAAUCUGCUUUCCUGGAAGAAAGUUUCAAAGAACACAACACUCUGAAUACUAAGCAAAAGCUUGCCUUGGCCAAGGAAUUAAAUCUUCGUCCUCGACAAGUGGAAGUUUGGUUUCAGAAUAGAAGGGCAAGAACAAAGCUGAAGCAGACAGAGGUAGAUUGUGAGUAUUUAAAGCGAUGUUGUGGGACCCUGAGAGAAGAAAACAAGAGGUUACAAAAGGAACUCCAAGAAUUAAGAGCUUUGAAAAAUUCUCAACCUUUUUACAUGAACUCACCCGCCACCACCCUCACCAUGUGCCCGUCGUGUGAGCGCGUCGCCACUGCCAAGACCUCCGCCACCGGCAGCCAACACUAGAGGAUACCCACCCUUUCUCUCCUCUACUAACACAUGUGACCUGGAGCCAUCACCGAGCACGCCAGGCCACUUGAUCAAAUCAUUGGAUGUGACCUGUAAAAAUGCAUAAUGAAUGCA